AUGGAGCCAAUCGCUGAGACAGGUGCUGCAGGCGUGCAAGUGAAAGAUGAUCUUGCUGAGAAAUGUCAGAAGUUAUUUCUGGAGUUUUUAGAGGAGUUUCAGGAUAAAAAUGGUGAACUGUUAUAUCUGCCUGACGCUCAGGAGUUGAUUCGACCAGAGAGAAACACUCUUGUCGUGAGCUUUACAAAUAUUGAACACUACAAUCAGCAACUUGCCACAACUAUUCAAGAGGAGUAUUACAGAGUGUAUCCACACCUCUGUCGAGCGGUGCGUCACUUUGCCAGAGACCAUGGCAGCAUACCGCCAUCUAAAGAGUUCUAUGUGGCUUUCUCUGACUUUCCCUCAAGGCAGAAAAUUCGGGAGCUCUCGACCGCCCGUAUUGGCACGUUACUGCGGAUUAGCGGGCAAGUGGUACGUACCCACCCUGUUCACCCAGAGCUGGUGAGUGGCACCUUCCUGUGUCUGGACUGCCAGUCUGUUAUUAAGGAUGUGGAGCAGCAGUUUAAGUACACCCAGCCUGCCAUCUGCAAGAACCCUGUGUGUGCCAACCGAAAACGCUUUAUGCUUGACACCAACAAGUCCCGCUUUGUUGACUUCCAGAAGGUGCGCAUCCAGGAGACUCAGGCAGAGUUACCACGAGGUGCUAUCCCUCGGAGCGUGGAGGUGGUUCUGAGGGCGGAGGCGGUGGAAACUGCUCAGGCAGGGGAUCGCUGUGACUUCACAGGGACGCUGAUCGUCGUGCCGGACGUCACUGCUCUCGCCCUCUCUGGGACCAGGGCAGAGACCAGCAACAGAAUCACUGGGAAGGAGGGAUUUGAGGCAGAGGGAGUUCAGGGGCUGAAGGCUUUGGGGGUUAGAGAGUUGUCUUAUAGACUGGCCUUCUUAGCCUGCCAUGUUGCUCCUACUAACCCUCAGUUUGGUGGCAAAGAGCUGCGUCAGGAGGAUCAGACUGCUGAGAGUGUGAAGAACCAGAUGACUGUUCAGGAAUGGGAGAAAGUGUUUGAGAUGAGCCAAGACAAGAACCUCUAUCACAACCUCUGCACCAGUCUCUUCCCAACCAUUCAUGGAAAUGAUGAAAUCAAGCGUGGAAUUCUACUUAUGCUUUUUGGUGGAGUUGCUAAGACAACCAUGGAAGGUACCUCGCUGAGAGGUGACAUCAAUGUGUGCAUUGUAGGGGACCCCAGUACCUCCAAGAGUCAAUUUCUAAAGCAUGUGGAGGACUUUGCUCCCAGAGCAGUGUACACUAGUGGUAAAGCCAGCAGUGCAGCAGGUCUGACGGCCGCUGUGGUCAAAGAUGAGGAGUCACAUGAGUUUGUAAUCGAAGCCGGAGCACUUAUGCUGGCAGACAAUGGGGUGUGCUGCAUUGACGAGUUUGACAAAAUGGAUCUGAAAGACCAAGUGGCUAUCCACGAAGCCAUGGAGCAGCAGACCAUCUCCAUUACCAAAGCUGGCGUUAAGGCUACUUUGAAUGCUCGGACCUCUAUCCUGGCAGCAGCCAAUCCUGUAGAUGGCAGGUAUAACCGUUCCAAGUCCUUAAAACAGAAUGUUAACAUGUCUGCGCCCAUCAUGUCCAGAUUUGAUCUUUUCUUCAUUCUGGUUGAUGAGUGUAAUGAGGUGACAGACUAUGCUAUUGCAAGACGUAUCGUGGAUCUGCAUGCCAGAAAUGUGCAAUCUGUAGAACGAGUCUAUGCCACAGAUGAAAUCCAGAGAUACAUACUUUUUGCCCGUCAGUUUCAACCUAAGAUCACCCCUGAAGCUCAGGAGUUUGUGGUGGAUCAGUACAAAAGGCUUCGACAGAGGGACAGCAGUGGCACUGCCAAAUCUGCCUGGCGUAUCACGGUCAGACAGUUGGAGAGCAUGCUCCGCCUGUCUGAGGCUAUGGCCAGACUCUACUGCUCAGACGAGGUUCAACCCAAACAUGUGAAGGAAGCGUUCAGACUUCUGAACAAAUCUAUAAUUCGUGUUGACUCACCCGACAUCAACUUUGACCAGGAGCAAGAAGAUUAUGAGGAUAUAAAUGAUCAGAAUGGCAUGAUGAAUGGGGAGAGGCAGGGAGAGAAUGGCACGAAUGCAACUAAUGGUCAUGCUUUAGAGCCUAUGGAUACUGACCAUCAGCCAGACAAGCAGGAGAGGACGGCUGCAGCUAAGCCUGCUGUGAGGAUGUCCUUUGCUGAGUACCGUAGGGUCUCCAACCUCCUAGUGCUACACAUGCAGAAGAUGGAGCAGUUGGAUGAAGAGUCCUCUCUAAAGAAGAGUGAGUUGAUCAACUGGUACUUGAAGGAGAUGGAGAGUGAAAUAGAAUCGGAAGCUGAACUCAUUGCCAAGAAGAACCUCAUUGAAAAAGUUAUUCAUAGAUUAAUUUAUUAUGACCACAUCAUCAUAGAGUUGACUAAGACCGGACUAAAGAAAGUUAGUGAUGAAGGAGAGGAACCCAUCUUGGAGGAAGAUCCCUUUUUAGUGGUGAAUCCAAACUACACAAUGGAGGACUAG
Chanos chanos (milkfish) is the source of this 2490-nucleotide messenger RNA. RefSeq names its product MCM6 minichromosome maintenance deficient 6, like (gene mcm6l). The record is from RefSeq and is a predicted model, not a curated record. The transcript has 17 exons. Bases 1 to 2490 code for a protein of 829 amino acids. Gene Ontology annotation, cellular component: MCM complex; nucleus. Gene Ontology annotation, molecular function: ATP binding; single-stranded 3'-5' DNA helicase activity; single-stranded DNA binding. Gene Ontology annotation, biological process: DNA replication initiation; mitotic DNA replication; double-strand break repair via break-induced replication. NCBI's taxonomy places the organism in Eukaryota, Metazoa, Chordata, Actinopteri, Gonorynchiformes, Chanidae.